AUGUCUGAUGUAGACGAGGCUAAUGAGUUUGUUGAAGUCUUAAAAUUGCCGCAAGCUCCAAUUGACAGGAUAAUUAAGGAAUGCCUACCUGCCGGAUUUCAUGCAAGCAAGGUAGGAAUGCGUUGCGUAUGACGUUUACUUCAAUCAUCAGGAGACUCGAACUGUAUUCGCUCGUGCUGUCGCCGUUUUCGUUUUGUGUCUGGGAACGGCAGCCUCAGAUAACGCGAAAUUGGGGAAGAGGAAGACGAUCAAUGUGAAAGAUGUUAAGAAUGCUCUCCGAAUGAUGCGGCUAGACUUGCCCGAGAUCGAUGAACUGGUAGGAAAAAUGUCGUUUUGAGUCAUACUUUAAAAUUUAGGUGGAAAGGUUUAUAGAACAGCUGGAGACAGAGAAGGUCAGCAAAGCCGAUCAGACUAAGAACAUUGAACAUGACCACGAAGAAGAGCUCUUUAAUGACAUUGUGGAAAAUGAUAGCAUGAAUGAAACGGACACUAGGGAGACCUCUGAAGUGCACCUUGAAUAG
This is a messenger RNA of Bursaphelenchus xylophilus (pine wood nematode), 521 nucleotides long. Lineage: Eukaryota; Metazoa; Nematoda; Chromadorea; Rhabditida; Aphelenchoididae. The record is from the annotation of a GenBank genome assembly.